Nasonia vitripennis (jewel wasp) is the source of this 1872-nucleotide messenger RNA. RefSeq lists its product as uncharacterized. The coding region runs from base 288 to 1553 and encodes 421 amino acids. The record is from RefSeq and is a predicted model, not a curated record. NCBI's taxonomy places the organism in Eukaryota, Metazoa, Arthropoda, Insecta, Hymenoptera, Pteromalidae. The transcript has 3 exons.
CUUGUCGCGGGGGGACUCAAUGGCAAAAAAGUGGCGGGGAGAUGCUCGGUUACAUAGCUGAACUCAGUAGCUACAUCUCCGCAAUGAAAUUCUGACGCUCGAAGUCUACCUACGAGCGAUUAUCUGCACUCGUGUGUUCCUAGGGAUAGAGAUUACAUUAUUACACAUUUUUGUGACACACAGAAGUAACAGAACUCGCUGAUAUGGUAUUCCGAUAAAAGCCGCGCGACCUGGUUGAAUUCUUUUUAUUCUCGUUGCGAGUGUAGUGCGUCGAAGUCGUUUCGACUAUGGAGAACGUCACGGUAGUGCAAAACGGAGACGAGAACCACGAAGUUGUGUUGCGAGACCUGCAGAGUCUCUUGCUCGAGAGUAUCGGUAAGGAUGUGCAAGUGGUGGAAUCCACAACGUCCUUGUUACUCCCAAAGGGUGAAAACUACGCGAGUACGAUGCUGAAGGUCGAGGCUUUGAUCAAGAGGACGAAAAGCUCGCCGGAAGAGAAGCUUCACCUGGUCGCGAAGAUGAUACCGAGCUCGGAGUUCCAGAGAUCUAUUUUCAAUAGCAGCGUGUCGUUCGCCAAGGAGAUUUACGUGAUACAGACUCUGGCGCCGAUGUACAAACAACUGGAACGAGAGGUCGGACUGGAGGAAGACGAAAUCAUCGACAUUUUUCCAAAAAUUUAUGCUGGAAGACUGUCGAGGAACGAGGAGACGCCGGAUGUCGCGGACGAGGACGCGGUCAUGCUGUUGGAAAACCUGAAGGUUCGCGGAUACGACACGAUGAAUAGAAUGAAAGGAUUAGACUUCGAGCACGCGGUAAUAGCCAUCACCCAGUUGGCUCGGUACCAUGCGUUGGGUAUGGCGCUGAGGCAUAAAAAACCGAAAGAGUUCGCAGAGGCUCAGAAGAUUAUCGACAACUUUCCAUUUGACAUGACGGAUAUAAAACAAUUUGAAGACGUGAUAGACCAUACGAUCGAAGUGGUCUGCAGCGACCAGCGGUUAGUUCAGUACGAGCAGAAAAUAAGGGGUCUCAUUACCGAGCAAAAUGGCUUCGAGUCCUUCAUGGAAAUCGAAAAAAUCGAACCUUGGAUCUCAAUAAACCACGGUGAUUUUUGGGUCAAUAACAUAAUGUUCCAACACGAUGACGAGGGCAAGGUCAAGGACAUCAAGUUUGUCGACUUUCAAAUAGCUCUCGUCUGCAGUCCUUUGAAGGACCUGCCGUACUUCCUGUGCGCGAGCACCAGUACCAACGUGAUGAAAAACCAGUUCGACGAACUUCUCGAUGCCUAUCACGCUAAGCUAGUUCAGGAGUUGGAUAAAUUAGGCGUCGAUUCCAGUCCCUUUACGAAAGAAAGUUUUGAGAAGAGUUUGAUGCUUGCUGGAAAGAAGAGCCUCUUCCAAUGUCUCAUGGCUGUUAAAUUCUUCACGUUGGAGGUAGACCAGGAGUUGGAUCUAAACAACAUGAAGGACCAAGUCAUGAUGGCCAAACCGAGCGAUUUGUACAAAGAGCGAGUGUACAUGAUCGUCAAAAAGUUCGCCGAGAAAGGAUGGCUAUAACGAAGUUGAAUUCAACGUUCUGUAUAAUUAAUAAGGAAUAUAAUUAAUUCUUCUGAUUACCGGGGAGACACGGCGCAUUUCAUGAAAAGCCGUUGAUUAUACGAUACGAGUAGAAAAUGUGAUAAAUGUGAAAAGUAAGAUAACUCGACAAAAAAGUAUUCGUGAUGGUAUUGAACCUCUUUUAUCGCUAUUUUUAUUCUACGUUUCUAUAUGGUUGGUUAAUAUUACUAUAUCCAUUAUCAUCUACUAUAUGUAAAUAAAUUAUGCCGCGCUUCAUAAUUUUUUUGGUACUAUAGGCGUAGGUAUUCUAAAUUUUGAA